Molecule: messenger RNA, 1059 nt
Organism: Amorphotheca resinae ATCC 22711
Lineage: Eukaryota; Fungi; Ascomycota; Leotiomycetes; Helotiales; Amorphothecaceae
Exons: 2
Coding region: 1-1059 (352 amino acids)
Biological process (GO): protein secretion; Golgi organization
Cellular component (GO): Golgi apparatus
Source: RefSeq, a predicted model, not a curated record
AUGUGCAUCGUCCUCGUUACCACCGCCCACCCUUCGUACGCGCUCAUAGUCCUCGACAACCGCGAUGAGUUCAUCCUCCGUCCGACAAGCAGACCGCACUGGUGGUCAGUGAAUGGCCAGCAAAUCCUCUCGUCAAGAGACCUCCAACGGGAAGAACGAGGCACAUGGCUCGGCGUCACAAGGACGGGCAAGUUCGCAGUUUUAACCAACUACCGCGAGACAGACACCAAUGAUGCGGACCAUCCGAUACAAGGGACCCGGAGCAGAGGCGGGAUGGUGACGGCGUGGCUGUCAAGUCCAGAGGAGGAGAGCACGCAGGAGUUCGUAUACCGCUUGUUGCAAGGCGAGGGCGUGAAGGGUGUCGGUGGCUUCUCGCUGCUGUGCGGGACAUUGAGGAAGCGGAAAGAUUCGAGUGGCGAGCUGGAACCGCUGGCAAUCAUAUCCAACAGGAGUGGGAGUCCGGACGACGUGCCAUGGCUUGUCGAGAGAAGAGGAGAGGUGUAUGGACUGAGCAAUACCUCGUAUGAUGAUCCAAUAACUUGGCCAAAAAUCAAAAUUGGCAAGGAAAAGUUGGUAGAGGUUAUUGAAGAAGUCGUAAAGGCGGGUUUGGGGGAAGAGGAUCUGGUGGAGAAGCUGUAUUCUGUGCUUGACAUAAAUACUCUUCCGGAACAGGAUGGCGAUGAUUUCGAGUCCUAUAUCUAUCAGUUGAGGAAGUCAGUCUUCAUCCCUCCAAUUGGCCGAGCAACGCCUCAAGAUGUCCCCAAGCCCGGACCAAAUGGGAUGGACCACCUUGCAGCAAAGAACGGCAAUUCCGAGUCCGAUCUGAAGGAUGAAGAAUGUCCAGAUGCAGAGACCACUAGCGGGACGACAGGCAUAUAUGGCACCCAAAGGCAGACCAUCGUUCUCGUGGAUUGGAAGGGACACGUGACAUUCGUGGAGCGCUCACUGUGGGAUGCCGAAGGCAAUCCUAUAGAAAGGGGUAAAGGGGACAUGAAAUUCAAGUUCCAGAUUGAAGGAUGGGGCGGAGAAAGUACAGGCUCCUCCCCCCUACGCUCCUAA